Lentinula edodes (shiitake mushroom) is the source of this 1316-nucleotide messenger RNA. RefSeq names its product phosphoribosyltransferase-like protein. Lineage: Eukaryota; Fungi; Basidiomycota; Agaricomycetes; Agaricales; Omphalotaceae. Gene Ontology annotation, biological process: purine nucleotide biosynthetic process; 5-phosphoribose 1-diphosphate biosynthetic process; ribonucleoside monophosphate biosynthetic process. The transcript has 6 exons. Gene Ontology annotation, molecular function: ribose phosphate diphosphokinase activity; magnesium ion binding. The record is from RefSeq and is a predicted model, not a curated record. Bases 222 to 1211 code for a protein of 329 amino acids. Gene Ontology annotation, cellular component: ribose phosphate diphosphokinase complex; cytoplasm.
CGCCACAGUACAUCAACUCUCGUUGUCUCUGCCAGCCAGUGCUUCCCUGUGCUCUCGAAUCAACUCUUCGACCUGUUAAUGGCUAACUAGCCUCCCCUAAGCUCCCCCAAACAUCUUCGAGUCCUGCUACUUAUAUCUAUCAGCUAUCUAUAUUUCAAUCGUCCAUCUAGUUCUGCUUUCACCCUCUCACAACCAGCUGUACUCUAUUUUUGAUUGUAAAAAUGUUGAACGGAAGCGGUAUCAAAAUCUUCACUGGCACCAGCCACCCCGAACUUGCAGAAAUCAUUGCUCGUCGACUCGGCCUCACUCUUGGCAAAGCCUCCGUAACCAAAUCUUCCAUUGGCGAAACUGAUGUUUGCAUUUUCGAAUCCGUCCGCGAAGACGACGUCUACAUAAUCAACACUGGCUCAGACAAACCCACUUCCGUCAACACCUCUCUGAUGGAAAUGUGUAUUAUGAUUCAUGCCUGCAAAAUUGCUAGUGCAAAACGUAUCACAGCGGUGAUGCCGCUUUUCCCGUAUGCGAGACAGGAUAAGAAGGAUAAAAGUCGGGCACCAAUAACGGCUAAGUUGGUGGCGAAUAUGUUGGUGAAGGCCGGUUGUGACCAUUUAAUUACUAUGGACUUACAUGCUUCUCAAAUCCAAGGUUUCUUUGACGUACCAGUUGACAAGCUAUACGCAGAGCCAUCCGCGAUUCUCUACAUUCGAUCGCAUUUUAACCUUCAAGAUGUGGUGAUCGUCUCGCCUGAUGCUGGUGGUGCUAAGAGAGCAACCUCCAUCGCCGACCGCCUCGGUGUCGACUUUGCACUCUUCCACAAAGAACGCAAAAAGGCUAACGAAGUCUCCCGGAUGGUCCUCGUAGGGCACGUCAAGGACAAAAUUGCGAUCCUUGUCGACGACAUGGCCGACACAUGUGGCACGCUCUGUCUAGCCGCGCACCACCUUUCUGAAGCCGGAGUCCGCACUGUCGACGGUCGGCCGCAAGUCUUUGCGAUCGUGACGCACGGGAUCCUCAGCGGAAAUGCGUUGAAGAACGUUGAGGAGAGCGCGUUAGAGAAGUUGAUUGUGACGAAUACGUUGCCGCAGGGAGAGAAUCAGAAGAUGUGUGCGAAGAUUGAGGUUAUAGAUAUUGGGAAUGUGCUUGGAGAGGUUAUCAGGAGGAGUCAUUAUGGGGAGAGUGUAUCGAAAUUGUUUCACGAGGUGCCAUAUUGAGCAUGUUAUGGUAAGAUAAAGGUGUGCUUGCUGCUGUAGAUUACGCGACAAAACAUGUAUGUAAGUACAUAAAAUAGAUCUUGAAAUCGAAGUGUUUAGCUCAGU